AUUGACCAAAAGUACACAAUGUACUUUUAUAGAAGAUGUAAAUAAACACAACAGCAACGAUGACCUGCUCACAUAUCUAUAUUUUAUGACUAAAAAUGCAUUUGAAAAACUAAAAUUAAAUGUUUUGUAAAAGUCCAGUCAGUCUUUAUUUUAUUUACAUAACUAAUUGUUUCUAGCAAAUUGUGCAAAUGUGUAAGACUAAAUAUGUUUAAUGUUCAACAGAAACCAAUUAAAUAAUGGUUAGUUGAACAGCAUCAACUGUGGUACACGUUUUGGGAAGUUUCGACCCCCUCGGCGUACUUGUUCUUAGUUGUCCACGUAAAUAUUCUGUAUAUAUCCUGGUAAACGGCGCCACCCCAUGGCGGCGGUCUUCUAACUCAGAAUUGAUGCGCGUGAACUGAGCGUCGCCUCGUGAACGCGGAAGAGCAGCAAUGGCCGCUUUGAAUCGGCGAAUUCCCAAUCUGGACGAUUUUGUCGGAUUAAACUGGAGUUGUUGGGUUGACAGGGUGAAUAUUUUACCAUCUGACGCUGGGUCUGAUACUGAAGAUGGAAGCAAAUAUGGGAAGAAAAGAACUGAGACCAUGACCCUCAGGAAAGAAGAUAUGCAUAUAUUCGGUCACUGCCCUGCACAGGAUGAUUUUUACCUGGUGGUGUGCAGUCACUGUGGUCAGGUGGUGAAGCCGGAAGCCUUUGAGAAACACUGCGAGAGGCGUCACGGUCAGCUCACGAAGAUGUGUGGUCAGUCAUCAACCUUGGCUCCGCAGCAGCGGCCUCGCCCUGGCCAGUCUCCUGUCAAGUUUCCCUUCUCUAGGGAAAGGCAGAGGGACGGUGCACAUGGUGAAGAUCGAGCUGCAUCUGCUGCAUCGUUACCUGUCCACCAGCACAGGCCCACUAAGGCCCAGAGGGAGGCUGUGAGUUUGCCUUCAGUGGAGAAGUUCCCUCAGGAGAAGCCCUCACUCCUACAUCACUCCACAUCCAUAACUCGACCCCGGGCCCCUCCAUGGCACUCUGGACCCCUGCCUCCGGGCUCUUCAUCCAAUCCUACACCAGAAAGACCACCUGUCCAGAAGGCCACUGUUGGACAGACCAGUGAGUCUCAUAGUCCUCUUCGGGGAACGAAGACCUACAGCCGCACUAAUAAAAACAAAGACAAGAAAGAAUGUGACCUGAAUAAACACAACAGAGUUCUGGAUCCAGAAAAGAAGAAGCCCAGCAGCCUGGAGCCUGUAUGCAAUACUGAUGCCCUCCACCAGCAGCAGAAAACACCAACGAAGGCUAAACCUUCUGAUCAUUUGGCAGCAGAACAGAGAAGAGUCUCCUCGGGGCAGCAGCCUCCUGUCAAAUCCAAAGAGAAGGAGCAACAUGUGGAAGUGUUUGAUGAGAAAGUUACUCAGGGCAGUAGACACAACUGCCACGUGCUAGGCAGGGCUAAUGAAUCAGCAGAAAACCUACCAGAAGAGAAGGUUGACAGCCCUGUGGCAGUGGAGGUGAAGCCUCCAUAUCCUUUUAAUCACAGCCUGCUGUCAAGUGAGGAAAGUGAUGCAGACGAGCAGGAGGAAAACACAGACCUGCCAGCUUCGACCUGGCAUCCAAAACCUCUUGGGCUAUGCACUUUUGGAUGUCGUACACUGGGCUGCAGCAUCUUUACCUUUGACCGCCGUUUACAUCACCUGCGGAUUGCCCUCAGUGCCAUGUUGGAGCAGCACAUCAACUCACACUUGUGGAAGAAAAUGCCUCCAGCAGCUUCAGGUCUCAGGUCUUCUCAUGUCACAUCACCACCUGUCAGAAAUGCAUCAAAACCCUUGAAAUCUGCCGGCUCCCUUAAGCGUGACUGUACCUCACAGGGACAACUGGAAACCAAAAGCAGUCAUCACAACUCUCAAAGUACCAAACCACCUACGUCCACCUCCGCCGCAAGUCUGGAGUCUGCCCAGUGGUGCAGCACCAUGAGACGGCCCAGCAAAGCUCAGCUGAAGGAGGUGGUUCUUGUGCAGGAUGGAAGUUCAGCAGUUCAGAAAGCUAGCAGGCUGCCACACAGCAGUGAGGACAAAUCCUCCAGAUACUUCAGGGAUUCUCCUCUGACUGAGAAGGGACAGCAGAAAAGCCCUUCCUGUUCAGGAUCGGCCGGAAAAAAGCAGCAGCGUCAUUCGCUGCCACUACAGCCGACAAAGAGACACUUGCCGGGUUUGGAGAAGCAACCUCCUCUGUCUGCAAAAACUGAGCAUAAAGUGGUGAGUAAUGAUCACCAAAGUCCUGGACAGAAGCGUAAAUGGAACAACGAGUCCUCACCCGUGAGCUCCUCCCUACCCAGAACUUCCAAAUGCAAGCGCCUGUCCACCUCGUCCACUUCUAGCCUUCUUACCUGGAAGGGAGAGAAUAUUGAGGACGUGCUAUCAUGGGACCAGGACAAAAGGUCCAAUUCCUAAAGACGGAGUCAACUUUACUGGCUUACAGUAUUCAUGCCAUAGUCUUUGUACCAGUUUAGUAGUUUUUUUUUUAAAACAAACAUUUUUUUUGUAAAUGUGAGUCAGUCUGUCCACAUUUAUUUAUGUUUUCACAUUUAUAUGCACAGGUAUCAGGAAGUGUAUUAUUAUUUGUGUUUUUUUUCUGAAUAUUUUUCUAUAAGACUAUGUCUCAAUUAAUUACCUGUGUAAGAGCAUAAAAUACCUCAAAAUACUGUAUGCUGCUAAAAAAAAAUCUUGAAU
This is a messenger RNA of Cynoglossus semilaevis (tongue sole), 2705 nucleotides long. It is a transcript of the gene atxn7l2b, whose product is annotated as ataxin 7-like 2b. The record is from RefSeq and is a predicted model, not a curated record. The coding region runs from base 432 to 2426 and encodes 664 amino acids. NCBI's taxonomy places the organism in Eukaryota, Metazoa, Chordata, Actinopteri, Pleuronectiformes, Cynoglossidae. The transcript is spliced from 9 exons.